AGGGCAGAAACAGAUCUUUAAGGGGAAGUGUUGUCUCUGCUGAUCAGAGGCGUUUGUUUUCACUGGACAUCAGAAACUUCUCUUUUCUCUGUUCUUUAAAACCCAUCUGGACAUCUUGGUGCAGCAUUUGUGGCACCGGGGGCUGAAAAGGGUUACAUAACCUCUUGAGUUGAUCAGAGACAAUCGGAGCAAAUCGAAAGUUGGAGCGACAAAGGGAGAGCUAUGGAGAUGCAGACCAUCCCGUCACAAGGAACGGAAACUGGAGGUGAAGCUUUGCUGGAGGUGAAACCUCAAGAGGAAGCAGAAUCGGCUUACGAUACCCUGCAAAGUCCAAGUGAGGACUUCUAUUCAGACGCUCUCAUCAGCGUUCCUGCUAAAGCAGCAAAAGGGCGGCAGGUUGGAGGAAGUGAGCGCCUGUACCGCUACGGGUGUUUUGCUCUGACAGGAGUCUGCUUCAUUCUCCUGCUGACUGUCAUCCUCCUCAGUCUGAAACUUGGAUCCCAAGCCUGCCCCUUUGAGCACUGCCCCAAGCAGAUCUCACAAAACCAACAUCAUUGCUAUCAGCAGUGUGCUAAAGGCUGGCUCCCCUACGGCAAAUCAUGUUAUUUCCUGUCUACUCUCAGGCUGUCGUGGGCCGACAGUCAGAAGAACUGUUCCUCUGGUGGUGGUUCUCUGGCCGUCAUCAGCAGUCGAGGCGUUCAGCAUUUUCUGACACGGACGGGAAACCUGACAUACUGGAUUGGACUGAGAAAGAACACGACUGAGUGGAACUGGGUCAACAACACGCAGCUGCAACAGAAUUACUGGUCAGGCUCUACUAUACGGUCAAACUGUGCAUACCUCAGCAGCGAAGCUCCAGAGGAGAAGAACUGGGAAACUGCUUCCUGUCAUGCUCUCAACUACUUUAUCUGUCAGCUGGAGCUCUGAAGGCCCAUUUCUAACCAAUGCAUCAUUAACUCUUCAGUGGUUCAGCAUAUAUUUAGAUUUUCCUCACCACAACCCAGUGUGCAGAAAUAAAAACAGGGCCGUGUCUCAGAUAAUAUGGGCAUAUUUCACAUUUAAGAAGAUAAUUUAAUUUAUAAUAUAGAGUAGUAUUCUCUAACAGCCUUAUAUAGGACACUUUUGUCUGAUUGGCUUAAUGAAUUGACCUGUAUUGGAAUGUUUAUUAUGUGAAGUGCCUUGAGACGACUCUUGUCGUGCGCUAUAUAAAUAAACUUGAAUUGAAUUGAAAUUGUGUAACUAUCAUGGCAGAUCUAUCUUUUUAAUGCUGUAUGCUUAAUUUUCCUGCUGAAAUACAAAUAAAAAGUCACAAAAUGGC
Molecule: messenger RNA, 1318 nt
Organism: Nothobranchius furzeri (turquoise killifish)
Lineage: Eukaryota; Metazoa; Chordata; Actinopteri; Cyprinodontiformes; Nothobranchiidae
Product: early activation antigen CD69
Source: RefSeq, a predicted model, not a curated record